Messenger RNA from Cryptomeria japonica (Japanese cedar), 732 nucleotides. Its product is annotated as amino acid permease 2-like. The transcript has 3 exons. NCBI's taxonomy places the organism in Eukaryota, Viridiplantae, Streptophyta, Pinopsida, Cupressales, Cupressaceae. The record is from RefSeq and is a predicted model, not a curated record. Gene Ontology annotation, cellular component: plasma membrane. The coding region runs from base 1 to 732 and encodes 243 amino acids.
AUGAUCAGACCCAACCUGGAUGUGGGCAGACAGGGAAUAGAAGUAAUGUCUGUACCAGUCAUCAGAAAUAAGGGCCUUAUCAAGGCAAACUUGGAUAAGGACACCAUCAAAUCUCCUCCUCGAGAGAACAAAACCAUGAAAAAAGCAAUAAUGAUGGGCAUGAUAGUUACAACUCUUUUUUACAUGUCCGUAGGCUUAGUUGGGUAUGCAACUUUUGGCAAUGAUGCACUUGGAAAUAUGUUCACUGGGUUUGGUUUCUACGAGCCAUUCUGGUUGAUUGACAUAGGCAAUCUUUGCAUUGUUAUUCACCUUGUGGGACCUAUAUUUGCAAUCAUUGAGGAAUGGGCAUCUCAUAAGUGGAAAAGAAAUGGCCUUGUACACACCGUACACAUCAUAAGGAUUCCAUUAUGUGGAUCCAUAAGCUUUACUAUAUUCUCUCUAUUAGUGAGAAGUUUAGUCGUCGUGUCAACAACAGUGCUUGCCAUGCUUUUGCCUUUCUUCAAUACGUUGAUGGGGUUUAUAGGUGCUGUCUCAUUCUGGCCACUGACUGUGUACCUUCCAAUUCAAAUGUAUCUAACACAAACCAAUGUGCAAAAAUGGAGUUCAAAAUGGGUACUCAAUCAAUCUCUUAGCUUAAUUUGCUUUCUUAUUAUAGUGGCUGGUAUUGUGGGCGCAAUCACAGGAAUAUCUCAGGACCUCAGACAUGUAACUAUCUUUGACAUGAAAUAUUAG